Plodia interpunctella (Indianmeal moth) is the source of this 4819-nucleotide messenger RNA. RefSeq names its product G-protein coupled receptor moody-like. Gene Ontology annotation, cellular component: membrane. The transcript is spliced from 3 exons. The record is from RefSeq and is a predicted model, not a curated record. Gene Ontology annotation, molecular function: G protein-coupled receptor activity. NCBI's taxonomy places the organism in Eukaryota, Metazoa, Arthropoda, Insecta, Lepidoptera, Pyralidae. Gene Ontology annotation, biological process: G protein-coupled receptor signaling pathway. The coding region runs from base 1 to 1359 and encodes 452 amino acids.
AUGGGUGAACUGAUAAAGAAUGCAACAUCAGUGAAUGGUGAUAAUUAUGAGUUUUUGGGGCUGGAUGAAUAUGUUUCUGAUGAGGCCCUGGCUGCUGUGGAUCUGUUCGAAGGAUAUCACGAUGGGAUACUACGGUUUGCUUCAGUCUGCUGCAUGGUAUUCAUGCUCAUUGGGAUUCCAGGGAACUUGAUCACGAUCAUCGCUUUGGCACGCUGUAAAAAAGUUCACAAUGCAACUGCUCUCUUCAUAAUAAAUCUGUCUCUGUCUGACCUGUUGUUCUGCUGUCUGGAACUACCAAUGGCAGCUACGACCUUUUGGGCGAAAUCUUGGGUGUUUGGGAUCACCAUGUGUCGGGUGUUCCCGAUGGCGAAAUAUGGCCUCGUUGCUGUGUCACUGUUUUCCAUCACUGCUAUCACCAUCAACAGAUACAUCAUAAUUUCACAUCCCAUGCUGUAUACGAAGAUAUAUACCAAAAGAAAUUUAAUACUAAUGGUGAUGGCAAUAUGGCUUUUUUGCAUCUCCGCAAUGAUACCGAUGUGGACAGAAGCUUGGGGCCGAUUCAGUCUAGACCCUAAGAUAGGUUCAUGCACCAUAAUCAAAGACAUCCACGACAGAUCUCCCAAGAAGUACCUCUUCGUUAUAGCCUUCGUGAUCCCUGGAUUGACUAUAACAUUUUGCUAUGCUCGAAUAUUUUUUAUUGUUAAACGAGUUACUAAAAGAUCUCACUCUAGUUAUAACGUAAAUAGAUGUGUAACAGAAAGCAUUGCAAUUGAUAUAAAUAGUGCAAGAACAAGUACCCUUGCAAAUAUUAAAAUAAGUAAUCCUAAAAUGUAUAUCCGACAUUUACAAUGCUUGUCCACUCCAAGCUCUGAAAAUUCCUCUUGCUCUGGAGUUGAAACACCCGAAAAUGAUAUCGAAUCAGAUCUGAAUCGCAAGAGAACCAGCACAAUUGAUAAAAUUAGAAAGGCUUUUAUAAACCGUCGCCCGACAUUAUCGCCCAAACCAAAUCUUCCGACAAGAAAGGACAAGAAGUUAAGAACAAUGAUUGUGGCAAUAAUGCUCGCUUUCUUCUUGUGUCAUCUCCCAAUUUCACUAAUAAAGAUCUUUUUCGAAUUCACAAAUCAUACUUCAUUGAAAAUAGUGAGUUACGUUCUAAUCUUCUUGACAACGUGUGUCAACCCUAUCAUCUACGUAGUGAUGUCUAAUGAAUAUCGACAAGCUUACAAAGACCUUAUAACGUGUCAACCUCAAACUGAUGCCGAGUCAGCAGGUACAAGAAUAGUUAACACCUUAAAUAAGUCGUUUAGACGGUCUUCGAGAAAAGUCAAAUUAAAGAAUACUCAAGAUGUUAAUUGUUGAGCUAUGUUAAUGAAUGGUGAGAAGUGUUUGCCGUCCGUUUAUCGUGCUAAGGAUAGUGUUUGCCAGGAUCUCGAAGGAUUUUGGACAGUAGCGGAUAUAGCAUUUAUAGAUGUCUAAGAUAAUCGAAUGUAAAUAUUAUUGUAAAUACUAAGCAAUACUGUAUCUAAGUUAUUUAUGUGAGAUAAAUUAUAAGCACUAUGAUAUUUCACCAUUACGAUACUCGUGAAUAAGCAUUCCGUUUUGAAAGUAUUGUUGCGGUAUAUAAAAAUAUUAUAAUUGGUAUAACAGAUUUGACAAUAGUAGGUAUGUGUUAAAAUUAUUUGCUGAAUUGGGUCGUAUGUGAAGCCAUUAACUGUACUAUAGUAACAUACAAACUCAAAGCAGUAUCUACUCGUCCAAUAAUUUUUCUGUAGUCUGUAAUGAAUGUUAGGGAAAAAAAUAAAUUCAAUUUCUUAUCCCAAAAUAAAUUACAAGACCAAAAUUACUUGUAGAUGUUACCUCAUCGAUGGUUUUCUCAUUUACUUACUAACACAUUGGCGACCUAAUAUAGCCCGAUGAGGCCGUCGCUGCUGUUAAACAAAUUUUAUAAGAAAAUGACAUUUCGUAACAUCCUAAGUUUCCAACCGGGCUAAGUAUCUUUGUCAUUAUGUACCUACCACGAGCGACAAUUACACACAUUUGUGUGUCAUAGUUUUGACUUUUGACCACAGGUCAUGGCGUCAUUCAAUGAAUAUUGUUUACUACGCACAAGCUAUAUUUCUCACUGACUGAUCGUAGUUUACUGCUAAGAUCAACUCAGUAAUGAGUACAUUAAACAUUUUAGGAUUUAGAAAUAUGUAAAACUGAACCCUUGAACUAUUUAUUCGUGGAAAUCUAUUUGACACCAAAUCUCCACAUAUUUUUAAAAUCCCCAUCAUAAUUAAUAGGUUCAUGAAGUAUGAGAUAGGUAUAAUUAUUAUAUUUGAGUUCUAAUGUUACUUUAUUAAAGCUAUUUGCGUUUUCAAAAUCUAGACAGGAUUCCCACGAAAGCUAUUCUUAAAAAAGAGAACUUUCGUACAAAUUUGUACAAUAUCAACGUGUGAUAUUAUUGUAUAUAAGGUGGAUGUCAAAGACAUAAAAGAAACGUUUUGAGAAGAUAUAAUUGAAUCGACGAAGGUGCUGCUUAAAAAGAGUUUAUGUAAGGAUAGAAUCGAUCACAAUAAAAUAUGAUAGGGUAGAUGACAAGGUCAGAAAAUUGUAAAAAAUAUGUAUACGCUAGAUGAAAUAGAUAUAUUUAAUCAUUGUAAUAAAUCAUAGACUGUGAAAAUGUUGCUGGAUCCUUAAACGAAUAUUUAAAGUUGGUUGUAAUUCCAUUAAAAAAAAUUACAAAAUUAUGAAAACAAACUCAACUAUCGUAAAAAACUAAAAUUUUGAAACAAAAUUUUAUCAGGAUAAACAACGCAAAUUUAAGGUAAAUGUCGAACAAACAUAGCUUUUUGUCGCGUUAGACUUAGUAUGGAGCAUUUGGACUAGUGUAAAAAUGACUGAUUUUAUUAGUCUUAUUUUUGAAAGUAUUGUCAUUAUCACAGUAAUUGUUUCACUGGUGUUUCUAAUAAUAUAAAGGCCUUCGAGUAGUCAUCUACCUUAUUAUGUGUCCCAGAAACUGUUACGUGUUCUACUGAAAAAUAUAAUAUAUUUUACUUUGUAUUAUCGUUAGGUGUAUAUUUUUUCCUCGAAUAGCAAAUCGAAACACAUAAGUAUACUUAAUACAUAUUAAUUUAAAAUUAAAUAUAAAUUAUAUAUAUAGAAUAUAGAAUCUCUUAGAAAUAGAAUGUUCAUUCCAUUUUGAAAAAUAUUUAGAAAGAAAAUAAAAAUAUGUAAUAACAAAUAAUUAAUAUGCAAAAAAACUCAGCAAUUACCUAUCAAAAAUAUUUUAUCAUUUUAUGCUAUAGACUUAUUUAUGUGUGUCGUUAUCCUAAACGACAACAAAAAUGGCUGCUGUAUAAAAAAUCUAACCUAGUAUAAGUAUAUUGAACUAUAUUGUACAAUAUAUGUCAAAACGGCAUAGAAAAAUGAAACCGCGAUGUUGUUAAUCUGGUAUUGAAUCAUAAGGAAUUGAAAUUGAAUAUGUUUUAUAACACAUGUUAUAUGUACAUAAACGGUAUAUGUACAAAGUUUAUUAACUUCUAUUUGUAACAAUAAAUUUAAGCAGCGAAAAAGUGUUGAUCAUUUCAUAAUGAUUCUCGAAUCAUACCUAAUAAUUUCUAAUAGCAAUUUAAAUAUUUUAUACAAUACGAAAAGAUAUAACAUAUUAAGCUUUAUAAAUAUACGAUACAUGCGUACAUGAUAAUCCAAAAAUAUGAUCUACAUUUUAAUAACAUUAGUAUUUAUUGUGCUAUGCAUAAAAUUUAAAUUGUGUAAAAUAUUAGUUAAACAGACUUAAAUAUGAGCACCAAUAAGUAAUGGAAAAAAACCAUUUGUGUAAAGAGAUAAAAAUCAGUCAAAAUUUUUACUGACUGCGUUUUGAACUUUUGAAAAUAUCUACCUACUACUUAGAUUUUAUACUAAUUAAUUACGCCAGUAAAUACUGCUUUUUAUCUCAAAAUACCUAUUUUCAAAAUACGCUUUGGUCCCAAUUUUACAAAGAAUAAUGCAGAUAAGCAGCAUAAUAACAAAUUUUAAUUCAUAGUGAAUUCAUAGUAGUUCGAAAUUUCUUGACCGUUAAAGUUUGAUUACAAUCAUAAUUAUGAUAUUUAUAUGAUAAUUGUAUAAUUAUACCUAUUUAUUACGAUUGUUGGUUUUUUUUUUUCUUUAAUUCAUCGAUAUAUUUAAGUAGGAAAAGUAAAGAAAGAAAAUUAAAUUUUAUUGUUUUAUAAAUUGACAGUAAGCGUAAAUUAUAAAAAUUGCUGCUCUUAAUAUUAUUUAACUAACGUUUUCGUUUGACCUCAUAUACACUUCGUUAUAAAUAAUGUAACGUAGAAGUUAAAUAUUUUACGAACAUAGGUAUAUGCAUGUUCAAUUGUUCAUUGUAGUACAUAUUAUGUUUGUAAUUACAACGUACCAAAGAUAUGCAAUAAAUUGAAUCAUAAUUAGGUAGAUCAUUAUUAUGAAAUUAGGAUUAUGACUCAUUAUUAUUAUUUGUUAUUAUACUUAGUAUUAUUAUUUAUUUGUCGUGUUUUGUAUAGGAACAGCUGCUGAGACCAAAGCAUUAUUGUCAUUAACGUGUCAUAGUUAUAUCAUACGAAACAUGAGUAGUGUCAACAAAAUUCCAAGAAAAAAAACCUUUUCUUUUUAUUUUUUAAACGGACCGAUUGUUUUCAUCUUUUUUUUGCUGACACUGUGUAUUUACGAACACACGUGGAUAUAUUAUAAGUCGAAUAAAAACAGUAGGUACCAAAGAACCAAUCUCUUGGGGCCACAAAUCCCAUAAGCCAUUGUACUUACCAAAGAUGUAAUUUAAAUAAAAUGUUUCAAUUUAUUA